GGAGCAGUUAAUGCCGAGAUUUUUACCAACUUUGUUAACGAUGUUAAACUUCCUACUGAUGAGAAAUACUAUCUUUUACUGGAUAAACUUAAAGUCCAUGAGGCUAAAAAGGUUGAAAAAGCAUUAAAAGAUAAAAAUAUAGAGCCAAGAUUUAUAGUUACGGCUAAUCCUUGGUUGAAUCCUAUUGAGGAAGUUUUCCAUGUGAUUAAGAAGUAUGUUGAAAGUCAAGAACCAAGGACAUACGAAGAUUUGAAAAAAAUUAUUAGUGAAAAAAUAAAUGAACUCCAAGAAAAAGGUUUAACCAAGUAUUUUAAAGAUUGUUUAGAUUUUGAUUUUAUCUUAAAAAGCGGACACUAA
This is a messenger RNA of Ambispora leptoticha, 357 nucleotides long. NCBI's taxonomy places the organism in Eukaryota, Fungi, Glomeromycota, Glomeromycetes, Archaeosporales, Ambisporaceae. The record is from the annotation of a GenBank genome assembly.